Austrofundulus limnaeus is the source of this 561-nucleotide messenger RNA. Its product is annotated as von Willebrand factor A domain-containing protein 5A. Lineage: Eukaryota; Metazoa; Chordata; Actinopteri; Cyprinodontiformes; Rivulidae. The record is from RefSeq and is a predicted model, not a curated record.
UCAAUGGGCUGGCCAAGGAGGGAGGAGGUCAUCCUCAGUUCAUCUCUGGAGCUGACAGAAUGCAGGCAAAAGUGAUGCAGUCACUAAAAUAUGCCCUGCAGCCAGCUGUGCAGGAUAUUUCUGUCACCUGGGAUUUACCACAAGGAGUGUCUGCCACCAUCCUUUCUCCACCAAUCACAGCAAUUUUUCAGGGUCAGAGGUCACUGAUUUAUGCCCAGCUCACUGGACAGAGUUCAGAGGCAGCAGAGGGCUCUGUGAUGGUGAAGUACACCCUGGCAGGUCAUCCCUCUCAGGACCAGCUUCACUUCAGGCUCAAACCYGCAGAGGACACUGGAUUAACAGUCCACAGGYUGGCUGCUCGCUCUGUGAUUCAGUGUCUGGAGUCAGAGGAGAGACAACACAGAGGACAGCAGGAUGAUGAAGAGAAGAAGAAAAAGGUGGUGGAGCUCAGUGUCCAAUCAGGAGUGAGCAGUUCUUUCACUGCUUUCAUUGCUGUUAAYAAAGAYAACAAAGAGCCAAUUCAAGGACCUCUGGUGCGCAGAAAUAUUCCAACACCUUUCU